AUGGCAACUCCGGGCUUGGCUGACGACAGGCCUUCUUUUACGGAUUUUCUGAAAAAGACGAAGGAGAAGGGGAGCACAUGUGAAGGGUCCGAGUGUGCUACGCCGCAGCGGAGGGGGAGGAAGAGUAAGAGUAAGAGUAGAGCGAGUGAGGGUGAGGGAGUGAGCAGUCAGUCCCCUGAAAACAGCAGCGAGACAUCACAGAAACCUCGCAAGUCUCUCACAGCCACCGAAAAGGCAAAACUCCGUCGCACCCAGGUCCGGCGAGCUCAGAUCCAGCACCGCCAACGCAAAGCAGAAUACCAGCAGCAGCUCGAGCUCGACAUUGCGCAUUUCCGCGAGCUCAUCGCCCUCACCGAAUUUGAGUCGGAUCAGUUCAGGAAGGACAACACCUCCAUCAGGGCGCUACUCGCUAGCAAGGGCAUUACUGUCUCAGCAUGCAAGGCGGGGAGCUGCUCUGCAAGUCCUCGGAUUGCCAGGGAGGUUGUUGCGGGUGGGAAUGAUGCUUGGGUGGACGAUGUGAUGGUGAUGGAGGGUCCUGGGUCAUUUCAGGAUAACGAGAAUGAUGGAGAGUUGUUCGCGGAUGUCAACGUCGAUGAUAUCAUUGUUACUCUGAAGAAGGACGAGUCCAUGGUCACGCCCGCUUUCAGUAUCAGAUCCAACGAGUCGAGCAGCAAUUCCACGAGUCCUCCACCGUCGCUACCAGAUCUUAACCUCUCUCCUGAUGAAGAGCAGAAAGCCGUCAACUUCAUCCUCUCCCUCGAGCACAUUUGCUGGGAUCACUUCUUUAUCGGCGACUACCCUUCCCACGCCCACCUCUCCAACGACGAACCCAAAGGCCACUGUCUCAUGGCAUCAUCACUCUGCAUGGCCAACGCGCCCUUCGACGUGUUCGGCGAUCGCAAGCUCGUCUCAUCAGCAUCAUCCUGCCACAACCGCCGCGCUCUCGGCCUAGACCCUUACGUACCACCCGUGCAUCUAGAAUGGCCAGCACCGCGGAUAUCACUCUCAUCCCUCUACGGUCUCGCGCAAAGCCUUAACCCAGGUGACUUGGAAAUCACACCUGUUCAGGCUUGGUUCGAGCUAUCCACACGCUACGACAAGAGUCUACUACUCGAAAGACUAGACUUAUUGGGCACAGAACUAACGGGUGUGUCCAAGUGUCUGGAGUUCGGAGCAGUCAUGGAGAGGGAUGCUUUUGAAAGUGUCGCGGCGAGGGUCUACGCGGGUACCCUUGAAGAGGCUAUGGCUACGGUGGUGCUUGGCCAGUCGGCGAGCAAGGGUUUGUUGGAUAUGCCCAGACUUGAUGUGUAG
Molecule: messenger RNA, 1311 nt
Organism: Fusarium sp. VM40
Lineage: Eukaryota; Fungi; Ascomycota; Sordariomycetes; Hypocreales; Nectriaceae
Source: the annotation of a GenBank genome assembly